AUGUCAUAUCCGCAGCUGGGAUAUCAUUACUCGUCUGCACCCCAGUUCCUAAUGGCCACCAAUUCUUUGACGACUUGCUACGAAUCAAGUGGCAGAACUCUUGCGGACACCGGGGUAGUUGCCUCGUCCCAAACGCCGGUGUAUUGUCCUGUUUACGAGAGUCGUCUACUCGCAACCGCCAGACACGAGCUGAACCCUGCAGCCACUAUGGGCGUCUAUGGGAAUCCGUACCCCAGCAGCCAGUGCUAUGGAAACUAUGUUACCUAUGGCGCCGACGCAUCUGCUUUUUAUUCCCUGAGUGCAUUUGACACGAAGGAUGGAACAGCGCCUGCGCAUGCGGGGAUCACACAAUCUACGGCUUACUAUCCCUAUGAAGCUACCUUGGGGCAAUAUCAGUAUGACAGAUACGGGUCUAUGGAUGGAGGAACACGGAGAAAAAACGCCACCCGCGAAACAACAAGUACUUUAAAAGCCUGGCUGCAGGAGCACAAGAAAAACCCCUAUCCCACCAAAGGAGAAAAAAUCAUGCUGGCUAUCAUCACUAAGAUGACCCUCACGCAGGUCUCCACCUGGUUCGCCAAUGCCAGACGGAGACUCAAAAAGGAGAACAAGAUGACGUGGCCUCCGCGCACCAAAAGUUCUGAAGAGAAGAGUUAUGACGACGCGGACGAAGAGGGUUCUGAAGAACAACCAAUUAAAAGCGAAAUGAAAGACCAUGAUGACCGAUGUAAGAAAGACAAAGAUCCGCAGUUAAGUGAUCUAGAGGAUAUCGAUUCGAUUGAGUCGGAGAGCUCUGAAUGCGAUCUGAAGUCACGCUUUCAUAUGAACACCCAUAUGUGGACGGCGGAUUGUCGGAAUGACCACUCCAAAGAAACACCUUUGAAUAUUUCCGUGCCAGUUUCUCUUGGAUGUGACGAGGAGUUGUCCAAGAGCUGCCUGAGAGCGGCUCCGGAGGAUUGUGAACACAGUGGGACCAAGGGCAGGCCAGCAAAAGCCUUCUACCAACAAGGUCACCAAAUAUCAGAAAACAAACCAAAAAUAUGGUCGCUUGCGCAAACCGCUACGUCUUUGAACCAAGCCGAGUAUCCUUCGUGCAUGCACAAAAGUCAGCUGACUGUACCCGCCUCUCCAGGUUUUUCGUCUCCUGUGGUGACGGACAGACAACAGGACUCACCCGUUGCUACCCUUCGAAACUGGGUGGACGGGGUUUUCCACGACCCCCUCUUUCGACACAACACUUUGAAUCAGGCACUGGCCAACACUACCGUGCCUUGGGCCGCGACCAAAGGUGCCAUACUGGAGACAAGUGCCCUUGGGCGUUCAGUUGGAAACAGCGGAAUCAAGGAGCACAUAACUAAUUUACAGCAUAAAGACUCAGAGAAAGACAACAUGGCAUUCCCUAAAACGGGAAACAAAACGUUCUGCUCUUAA
This is a messenger RNA of Megalops cyprinoides (Indo-Pacific tarpon), 1431 nucleotides long. RefSeq names its product iroquois homeobox 4b (gene irx4b). Gene Ontology annotation, biological process: regulation of transcription by RNA polymerase II; cell development; neuron differentiation. Gene Ontology annotation, molecular function: DNA-binding transcription factor activity, RNA polymerase II-specific; RNA polymerase II cis-regulatory region sequence-specific DNA binding. The coding region runs from base 1 to 1431 and encodes 476 amino acids. Gene Ontology annotation, cellular component: nucleus. Lineage: Eukaryota; Metazoa; Chordata; Actinopteri; Elopiformes; Megalopidae. The transcript has 5 exons. The record is from RefSeq and is a predicted model, not a curated record.